Beta vulgaris subsp. vulgaris (sugar beet) is the source of this 3588-nucleotide messenger RNA. Its product is annotated as extra-large guanine nucleotide-binding protein 1. Gene Ontology annotation, cellular component: heterotrimeric G-protein complex. Gene Ontology annotation, molecular function: G-protein beta/gamma-subunit complex binding; G protein-coupled receptor binding; guanyl nucleotide binding. Bases 594 to 3341 code for a protein of 915 amino acids. The record is from RefSeq and is a predicted model, not a curated record. The transcript has 8 exons. Gene Ontology annotation, biological process: adenylate cyclase-modulating G protein-coupled receptor signaling pathway. Lineage: Eukaryota; Viridiplantae; Streptophyta; Magnoliopsida; Caryophyllales; Amaranthaceae.
GGAAAUAUCACUACAAUCGUUUUCUCUCACCUAAGUCUGACUCUGACUCCUAUAAGUCUCAAGUCUUUCCUCAAUUUCGAAGCACCUUCAAAUAACGCGUUGUUGAAUCAAAGAAAAACAACAUCUUCACAUUUCUUUCUUUUUACUAGACUUGUGUGUAGUCAGUCACUCCACUCUUAAUCUAACGACCAAAUUCUUUUCUUCUCAUACUUUUAUUUGUUUAUUACAUAUUUACAUCCUUUUUCUUCUCUCUAAUUUAUGUUUCCAUACAUACUCAGAACUUAAUUAAAUCAAUUUUUUCAAUGUUGUUCACUUCCAUUUAAAGACUAAUUCCACAAUUCAAUCAUCUCUUUCUUUCCUUAAGUCUAAUAUAUUUGAGAAAAGAAACAAUUUUUUCUGAUUUUUUUUCCAACAUUUGUAUUAUAAUCAUGUCUACUUUAGUACCAUUCUUAUACCCAAGGUUUUAGCUUUACAAUAAAGAUGUUAAGUUGAGGUGAGAGAAAGAGAUAGGGAGUAAAAAUUGAGGUUUUUGUGUUCUGGGUUUGAUUUGAAAAUUUGAAAAGUUGCAAAAUUUGGUGGGAAAAGUUUAAGUAAUGGCGAGGAUUAUGAAGAAGAUCAUGCCUGUCUCACAAUCAAUGUCUGGUACUGAAUUUAUUGAUUAUUUUGAUGCUGAUAUUUCAAUUGCUAUGGAAUAUACAGGUUCUCCUAUUAGUAAUAGUAUGCUUCUUAAGGUUUUACCUGUUGAUGUUGAUUGUAUUCCAACUGCUAAAAUUGCUGCUUCACCUGCUGUUUUGUAUAAUUUGUCAUUGCCUGUUGUUGAACCAAUUGUUAGGAGUAAAAUUAGGGCAAAUAAUGAGGUUAGAUUAGGUUCAAAGGUCGACGAUUCGAAGAAUCAGGUGACCCUUGUGAAGAAUAGUUUGAGUGAUGAUGUUUCUUAUGGUGGGUUUAUUGGAAAUGAGGAUUUAAAAGAUGGGGUGGAGAGUUCAGGUACACUAGGGUUUUCUGAUAGUACUAGGGAUCAUUCACAUGAGUUGUCUGAGAGUUCAGAUAUGUUGGAAAUCCCAUAUGGUUGUAAUGAGAUUGAGGCUUUUCAGAACUCUAUGGACUUGGAUAAGUGGAAUCCGGAUGAAUCUGGUUCGAAUUCUCAGCGUUUUGGUGGGGGUUUUUGUGAGGAAGAGGAGGAUUCUGAUGGGGAACAUCUUGAGUGUAGGAGGAAGAAGAAGAAGGGUGGUGUUACCUUCCAUGAUCAGGAGUCUGAUUUUUUAGGUGCUCAGGGAGAAUCGAUAUAUAGCAAUGACUGUUUUGUACGGGAGAGGCCAGUGCCUGAAAGGCCUCCUAAGAAGGGCAUGUGCUAUCGUUGUCAUAAAGGGAACCGUUUUACUGAGAAAGAAGCUUGUAUUGUUUGUGAUGCCAAGUAUUGUAGCCAUUGCAUUAGAAAAGCAAUGGGAUCAAUGCCAGAAGGAAGAAAAUGCCUUGUGUGCAUUGGCUGUCGUAUUGAUGAGUCAAAGCGGAAGAUGCUUGGAGAGAGCUCACGGAUUCUGAGGAAAUGGUUGAAGAAGGAGGAGGUGAGACAAAUUAUGCAGGCUGAGCUAUGCUGUGCUGCCAAUCAGUUACCCCCAGAGUGCAUUUUGGUGAAUGGCCGCAAACUAUGCUUGAAGGAACUGAUGAGGUUGCGUAGCUGCUCCAAUCCUCCAAGGAAUCUAGAACCGGGGUCCUAUUGGUAUGAUAGAGUCACUGGUUUAUGGGGAAAGGAAGGGCACGGGCCUUGCCAGAUUAUUACUCCGCAGCUUCAGGUUGGUGAACAAAAGAUGAAGCAGGAUGCUAGUAAUGGAAACAAAAAAGUGACAAUUAAUGGUCGCGAGAUCACUGGAGCAGAAAAAUGGAUGUUGAGGUCAGCUGGUGUUAUAUGUGAAGGGAGUCCAAAUUUCUGGGUGCAGGCAGAUGGAAGGUAUCUUGAAGAGGGAAUGAAGUUGGAAAAGGGCCCUAUAUGGAGCAAGAAAAGAACCAAGCUUUUGUGCACCAUCUUGUCAUUGCCUACCCCUGAAUCUCCACAUCCUAGAGGGCAACCAAACCCUAUGGCUGAAGGAGCGCUCUCUUGUUACCUUGAACAAAGAGCAUUAUGUAAAGUGCUUCUAGUUGGCAAUGAUUGUUCCGGGACAAGUACAAUUUAUAAGCAGGCCAGGGUUUUAUAUAAUAUUCCUUUCUCACAAGAAGAGCGUCAAAAUAUUAAGUUCAUGAUUCAGAGUAAUCUAUAUGGUUAUCUUGGUAGACUACUUGAAGGGCGUGAGAUUUUUGAAGAACAGAGUCUGUUAGAAAUAAUGAGGAAGAGGCAGUCAACGGAUCCUGGUCCAUCAGAUUCGGGAAGUGAACUACAACUUAUGACAGAGUAUACCAUUGGGAAGAAAUUGAAGGUCUUUUCUGACUGGCUCAUCAAUCUCAUGCUGUCAAAUAAUCUGCACUUGAUUUUCUCUGCUGCUCGAGAGUAUGCACCAUGUGUAGAAGAGUUAUGGAACGAUGCAGCCAUUCAAGCCACUUACAACAGAAGAGAUGAACUAGAAUUACCCAGGGUUGCCAGUUAUUUCUUAGAUAGGGCAAUUGAUGUUACCAAAGUGGAUUAUGAACCCUCUGACACCGACAUCAUGUAUGCAGAGGGCAUAACUUCAUCCAAUGGUCUCGCCUCUAUGGAAUUUUCAUUUUCUCAGCCACAAGAUGAUGUCUGCAGGGACCCUGAUGAGCAACCAGAUCCUGUUACAAGAUACCAAUUAAUUAGAGUGCACGCCAACAGCCUCGGGAGGAACUGCAAGUGGUUGGAGAUGUUUGAAGAUGCUAGAAUCGUCAUAUUUUGCGUGUCCCUAACAGAUUACGAUGAAUAUGAGGUAGAUAGUAGUGGAAUACUUGCAAACAAGAUGUUACAGAGCAAGAAACUGUUUGAGAGCAUCAUUUCUGACCCAACAUAUAAAGAUAAACAUUUUCUUUUGAUCCUUAACAAGUUUGAUCUCUUAGAGGAAAAGAUUGAGCAAGUACCCCUCACACAUUGCGAGUGGUUUCAAGACUUCAACCCAGUGUUCAGCCGUCAUCAGAGCACUAAGCGCAGCAGUACCACCAUAGCGCCUCUGGCUCAACGAGCAUUCCACUACAUCGCUGUGCAGUUCAAGAGACUAUUUACAUCAUUAACUGGAAGGACGUUGUAUGUUUGUCCAGUUACUGCUCUGGAGUCGGAUACGGUUGAUAAUGCUCUGAAAUAUGCAAGGGAGAUUCUUAGAUGGGAGGAAGAUAAGGCUAACUUCAGCAGCUUAACUGAUUUAUCUUCUGAGAGUAUUGAGAACAGCUCGUACUCAUAGUUGUUUGCUGAAGAUAGAAUAACAAAGUAUAAUGCCAUGUAGUAAUAUUCUUUUGUGAUUUGUCUGUACAUAUGUAUAAUGCAAGAUUUUUGUACACAUUACUUGAGCGGGCAGAACUAGAAAUCGAGAUAGGUAAAAAUAGAAUAGAGUUCCAGCUCCAUUGGAAAGGGAUAAAUUCAUAAAAUGACUUUUGAAUACAAAAUUGUAUAAUAUCAUUUUAAUAAUAUAUUUUCUCCGUUUCACAUUA